Molecule: messenger RNA, 240 nt
Organism: Guillardia theta CCMP2712
Lineage: Eukaryota; Cryptophyceae; Pyrenomonadales; Geminigeraceae
Exons: 1
Coding region: 1-240 (79 amino acids)
Source: RefSeq, a predicted model, not a curated record
AUGAUCAAGUCAUAUUUCAACGGAGCAUCUGUGAUCGAUGUGCACAAUCACCUUAGACAGAGUGGACUGGGACUGGAAGAAAAGGUUGGAACUCAUGGCAGGCUGGAGAUUCAGAAUGUUCUGUACCGGAUACUUGGGUUCAUUGAAGUGGAUGCAUACAAGAUUUUCCGUAUUGGAAUGCCACCAAAAGAAUUCCGAUCACAGCGCCGUGGCCGCGUGAAAGCUUUUGGUGUUCACUGA